AUGAGAAAAGUUAAUAAAGCUAUUCAUUCAGAUCCAAAUGUCGAAGAGCUUCUACUCUCUCUUCAAAUAGAGAACGAAUCCCUUGAAGAAAACUCGGGAUCAGAAGAAGUCUCGGAAGAUUCACAUGAAUCCUUGGAUGAAGUAGAAUAUAGGGUCAUAGGGGGGUCAAGAUGGAACAGCUUCUGUGAAAUGGACUUUGAUGCAAAGGCUUUGAAGGACAAAGGAGAGUAUAAAGUCACAAGGGGCCCUUUGCCUUUCUCGUUGUUUGAGUUUAUUGGAGACAAAGGGAACACAGAGUCAACCAUCGUUACAGACCAGAAGCUUUCCAUUGAGGGAGGAAGAUAUGAUUAUGGUUUCACUCCUUCGGAUCUAAAGCAAUACAGAAUCAAGAGGAAAAAGAAAACGAAGAAGGUGUGCCCCAACUGGGAGGAUAUCUCUGAGAAAAAAAGGAAUGAGCCCAAGAGAAUAUGUGUUAGGUCCUUAAGAUUGAAGAAUAAAAGAUGA
This is a messenger RNA of Encephalitozoon romaleae SJ-2008, 504 nucleotides long. RefSeq lists its product as hypothetical. The coding region runs from base 1 to 504 and encodes 167 amino acids. The transcript has a single exon. Lineage: Eukaryota; Fungi; Microsporidia; Unikaryonidae. The record is from RefSeq and is a predicted model, not a curated record.